This is a messenger RNA of Morchella sextelata, 1824 nucleotides long. RefSeq lists its product as uncharacterized. The record is from RefSeq and is a predicted model, not a curated record. The transcript is spliced from 2 exons. Bases 1 to 1824 code for a protein of 607 amino acids. NCBI's taxonomy places the organism in Eukaryota, Fungi, Ascomycota, Pezizomycetes, Pezizales, Morchellaceae.
AUGGCUCCGCCCCGCCGCAAUGGCUAUGCAGCCAAUUACGAUCUCAAAUCCCGCAAGCCAGUCAUCCUUCAACACAAUGUCACUGCUGUUACCAUGCUCCCUUCUAAGAGUGCAAGAGUAGACCUUCCUAGACAGAUCCCAAGAGACCCACGCUAUAGUGAGUCGGAUGAGGACCUUGACUACAAGGGGUAUGAUCCCAAUGCGAAGGUCACCAAGAAGCGUUACUUGCAGGACUUCAAUGCUCCUGCCCCUUCUGGAUAUGACCCACUGAACCAGACCAAUGCCUUCUUUGGCAGCAGUAAUGGCUCCCAGACCGUUGUUGCUGCCUUUGAUGACGGUGACACCACUUCCUCAAACGCCGGAAACAACAUGCCCGUUCCUACCGGUCCAGGUGCUCAUCGGAUCUCGAAAAGCAACCAUCCUAUCCCCAAUCCCGGAAUGCUUGCUGCCCAGGCAGCAGCCAAACAUGCGAUCAACAACCCAUCCACCCACGAGAAAGAAAAAACCAGUGUCAUCACUCCCCAGAGGCACAGGAAUCUCAACACCUACAACGUAGCGAACGCCCGAGUCCCCGCCGGUGCUAGAGUCGCUCCUUAUGGUGUUCGUAAAGGUCCUCUGGUAGUUCGUCCCACCCCAAGAGUGUCAAGAGGGUCAGCCACCAGUAGCAAUGGAAGCAUGAAUGGUUAUCCAGAACACGUAAAAGCGAUUCUUCGUGAUGGUAUGAAGGAGUUCGAGAGGGAAAGAAGAGGCGGGUCUGAAGAAGUUGAAAUCAUGCCUCCCCACCUGUUGAAUGCACCCGUAAUCACUCCUGAACAAUUUGCCCUUGGGUUGAAGGCCCUCGAAGACCCGGAGGAAGACUUCCCUAAAAUGGAGGUUGAGAUUCCUUCGUCCAUGCCUACCUUGAACGCAUACGACAAUGGUCUGUCCAGUAAUGGAGGUAACCGUAGUGUUCAUUCGUCAUAUACGCCACCAGGGACACCCACACCGGUGAACAGAACCCCCUACCACCAACAGAGUGUGGCACGCAGUGAGUCAGUUGCAUCCUCUGUAAUUGGUGCUUACAUUCCAGGUUACCAGGCUCCACCCUCCUCCGAAGUUAGUUCACCCCAAUCAGUUCGUUCUGUGUCUGUUACAUCCUCUGCCUAUGGUAGCAACAUCAAUCACUACGCUCCACCCGCUUCUGAGGCGAGCUCAAGACACUCAGUUCUUUCUGAAUCUCGAGUAUCGUCUGUGUUUGAUGCUAGGUUCCAGGAUCAUAGGUCUGAGGCUAGCUCAAGACAUUCGGCCAACAUCAAUUCCUAUAGGGAGCGCUCUAGAUCACCUGCCAGAAGCCAUCAUUCCCAUGCUUUCUCCGGUCGCACCCCUUCCAGGUCCCCUAUCAGGAGCCAUGCCUCCAACGCUUCGUCAUUCCACUCCGCGUUCAGGUCCCCUGCCAGGAAUCAUGUUUCCCGCGCUGCCUCCAUCCACUCUGCUUCCAGAUCCCCUGUUAGAAGCCAUGGAUCCCGCGCCUCCUCAGUACACUCCGCAGCCGGUCGUCGUUCCCUCUCACCAGAUGCACAUUCUUUCCAGCCACGACACCGUUAUCGUACACGAUCCAAUUCAAAUGCAGCCCGCGCUGCAACCGUCGCCGCCGAUGCUGCGGGGCUGGCUGGUCGUAGCUUGACUGGUAACGACCCCAUUCUCGUAGGUGGGGAAGAUCUGGAAGAUAGUGACAGUGAGCUCUUCGAUUUGAGUGACAGCGAGGUUGAUGUCGAGGGUUAUGAGGAGUCCCCUCAGGUGAACGAGCGGCUGUUUCGCCGCCGCGGGGGACUUGAGAGGAUUUAA